This is a messenger RNA of Pseudogymnoascus destructans, 861 nucleotides long. RefSeq lists its product as uncharacterized. The record is from RefSeq and is a predicted model, not a curated record. NCBI's taxonomy places the organism in Eukaryota, Fungi, Ascomycota, Leotiomycetes, Thelebolales, Thelebolaceae. Bases 243 to 818 code for a protein of 191 amino acids. The transcript is spliced from 2 exons.
UAACAUAUCAAUCAAAUAUAAUGCUCAGCUUACUGACAAUACAAUUUGAUUAGGUGGAAGGCUACUAUGGAGGAAAACAGUCAGACCCUAUCACUCGCAGUGUCGAAGAUCUUAAGCGUGUUGGAGCUCCCCUCUCUGGAAUCAUUUGCAGCGCAGCUACAUCACAACCAGCCACAGGCCCAACAAGCUGUCACCAGAAGUAUCGAGGCUCCUGAUGAGUCGAGACCCUUCCGAACACGGGCAUGGCCAUGACGCGCGAGAACUCCCAAGAACCAACCCAAAGCAGGGCAAAUGAUACUCUUGUCACAGAUCCCAUGGGAGCUUUGUAUGAGGUAACCAAACUGAGAAACCUCCGGAGCAACAACCUCCAUGGGCAUGUUUACGCUGCCAGGCCAACAAUUCUAGAGGAUGAUUUUAUCUCCAAGGCUAAAGUUAGCGAAGCCGAUGCCGAAGAAUUAUUUCGCACCUUUAGUACAUCUCUCAAUCAUUACCUGUGGGGUGGUAUUGCUCUGGUCCACGAAGAUCUUAUUUCAGUGCGACGGUCCUCAUCUCUAUUGCUAGCAGCCAUUUUAACAGUUACAGCGCUACACGUACCCGGGAAAGAGCAAGUCUUUGGUAUCUGUUAUGCCGCAUUCACAGCACUUGUUUGCGAUUCCAUGUUCGACCGAUAUCAUACGCUAGACGGUAUUCGAGCUCUUUGCAUUGGCGCGUUCUGGCUUUCAGACGUUAGUUCGAUGCGAGGUUCACGGGAACAUUUUGAGGGUGCGAGGCUGUGGUACUUUAUAUACGUUUGCGAUCACCACUUCAGUAUCGCCUAGGGUCGACCGCCUGUUAUUCAUGAAGAUGCGACUAUUACCAACC